This is a messenger RNA of Centropristis striata (black sea bass), 3101 nucleotides long. It is a transcript of the gene npy8br, whose product is annotated as neuropeptide Y receptor Y8b. Gene Ontology annotation, molecular function: neuropeptide binding; neuropeptide Y receptor activity. The transcript is spliced from 2 exons. Gene Ontology annotation, biological process: G protein-coupled receptor signaling pathway. Lineage: Eukaryota; Metazoa; Chordata; Actinopteri; Perciformes; Serranidae. The coding region runs from base 700 to 1803 and encodes 367 amino acids. The record is from RefSeq and is a predicted model, not a curated record. Gene Ontology annotation, cellular component: neuron projection; plasma membrane.
AAAACACGGUAUUUCUUGCUCGUAUACAACUCUUAUUAGAGGUGGAGGUUUACCUGAAAGUAAGAAAUGAACCAACACUUUCCUUUAAUGUCGGUUAUUUUUAUUUAUUUAUUUAUUUUUCAUUACAAGCUACGACAAAGCUCUAAUUUUCUAAAAUUUCAAUUUCAGUAAUUUUCUUUUAUGGUUCAUUAGUUUCAUGUAUAGUGAGUUUUAACCUUAUCGGACGCGCUACUACUGUAUCUAAAAUUUCAGGUGCUGUAGCAGCUGGUCUGAUGGGAUUUAUAGUUUUUUUUUUUCUUAGCCUACUUACUGGCCAGACAGGUUUCCUAAGGGGAUGCUAAAAGUCUAAGUCGCGCUGUUUGGUGGACGUUCAGGUGAAAAUUAGUGAUGUGUCUCCCCCGGCCAGGAGAGCAGUGAACACACACGGUGGUUCACUGGAGGACAGAGGAGUCUCCUGCACCUGUCCGGAGCCGAGAGAGUCCGCCUCACUGCGACCAGACACACAGCUGCAGAGAGACAGACAGUGGAUCCAGGACAGCUGCAGAGACAGAGGGCACCAAAUGAAGACUGACAAAGAUUAAGGAUGAGGGGAAGCUGUAAGAAAAUGCAAAUAUUAUUCAUGAAGUAAUUACAGCAGGUGUGACACUAAUUAGUUCAAUUAGGCCUCAGUGUUUGAAGUGAGCCCAGGAAAAAACCACCAUGGAGCUGCAGCACAACACUAAUCACAACCAAGCGUUGUGGAAAGAGAUACCAUGGGACUUCACUGAGGACUGCUCACUGUCAGUGAGUGGCACCACUUUUCUCAUCAUUGCCUACAGUACAGUUAUGGCAGUGGGUCUCAUUGGGAACUCUUGCCUGGUGUUUGUCAUCACACGGCACAAGGAGAUGCGUAACGUCACCAACAUCUUUAUCGCCAACCUGUCCUGUUCUGACAUCCUCCUGUGUAUUGUCAGCCUGCCAGUCACUAUUAUCUACACACUGAUGGACCACUGGAUCCUAGGAGAGGCCCUCUGUAAGCUCACGCCCUUCAUCCAGUGUAUAUCUGUCACUGUUUCCAUCUUCUCCCUUGUCCUCAUCGCCAUGGAGCGCUACCAGCUCAUUGUGCACCCGACUGGAUGGAAGCCCAUGGUGGGCCAGUCCUACAUGGCCGUGGCUGUCACCUGGAUGGUGGCAUGCUUAAUCUCGGUGCCUUUCCUCUCGUACAGUGUGCUGGCCUUGCCUUUCCAGAACCUGAGCCUCCCCUUCCCAGUUGGCGACCACGUUGUUUGUAUGGAGCAGUGGCCGUCAGUUCAAGAACGGCGUGCUUACACCACCUCCCUGCUCGUCUUCCAGUACUUCCUCCCUCUCACCCUCAUCAUGGUCUGCUACCUGCACGUCUACCUGCGCCUCAGGAGGAGGAAGGACAUGGUGGAGCGUGGCAGGAACACCACCGAAAAGAAAAACAAAGGCGCCACGAGGAUCAACGCCAUGUUGUUCUCCAUUGUGGUGGCAUUCGCCCUCUCCUGGCUCCCUCUCAAUGUCUUCAACACAGUGUUCGACUGGAACCACGAGGCCAUCCCGUCCUGUGGCCAUGACAUCAUCUUCUCAUUCUGCCACCUCACAGGCAUGGCCUCCACCUGCAUCAACCCCAUCAUCUAUGGUUUCCUCAACAGCAACUUCCAGAAGCAGCUCAAGUCCACACUAAUGCGCUGUCGCUGCUGGGGGGUGACAGAGAGGUAUGAGAGUGUCCCGCUCUCCACUGUCAGCACAGAGGUCACCAAGGGGUCAAUCUUGAGCAAUGGAUCUAUCAGCAUCAAUACUUAGAAGCAAGGCUUUUCACUGAAAGACAAAGAGACUACCGGGGCCUCUUCAGCCCUCAUUGUGUCAUCCUUUGGAGCUUUUCUUGCUUCAUCGAGCCCAAAAGUGAGGUUGACAUUUACAAAGUUAUAAACCUCACAACAGCAGUCCAGAGAGAGCCGAGUGAAGACACUUUACCAGCACAGCAAUGUGCCCUCGAUUCAGUAUAAGGUUACAUGUAAGAGGAAGUAGAUAACAAAUUGAUGGUACAAAGGUUGGACAAGUUUAAGAAUAGUAGGGCGACUCAAGGCACUUUACAUGAGCACUUUUACAACUGCAGUCUGUAUAGUCAAUUCCUAAUGUGCUGUGGGGACAUACGAUUGAAGAGACAGCUUGUAAUCUCCUAUACAUGUGUCAUGUUUCUUUCUAAAGCACUGGGAUCUACUCAGAUUGUCACGUUUCAAUGAAUAUCAGCUGUAUAGGGUUUGCUUUUCACAAUUUAACCUGCUUCAAAAUGUGAGCAGUGGAACGACUCGAGAGAACUGAAAGGACAAAAGUGCCACUGCUAAUGUUUCUUUUAAUUUUUGCUGUUUUAUAUGAAUGGUAUCGAUAAAACCAUGAAGAGAUUGUAAACUGUGAUGUGUUAAUGAUUAUCAACAGAGUAGCUUAUUACCUAACUGAAGCUGAGAACAUUAGUGCAUUUAAUGUAACUCCAGGCUUUCACAGAGACGAUUUACUAGCAUCAUCUUAAUGCAUUUAUUAUUACCUAAAAUCACCACAAACGAUGUAAUGAUCUUUUACAGAGAACCUUGGAAAGAGCUAUAUACAUUCCAUGCUGUCGGCCAAGGUCUGCCCUCCAGUGUAUUGUGCGUGUGAGAUUGUUUUUUUCUCAUAAAAUGUACCAUGCAACAACCGUAUAUCAAGUGCCAUAAAGCGAAAUAAAAAAGGCAGUAAAGGACUUUGUCAGAUUGAGGUUCUUCAGCUGUAAAUAACAUUACCAAGUACAUGUAUGGCCUGUAAAAGACGUGACACAGUUGUAGUUUAUGAUGUGGUUGGGAAUAAAGAGCACUGUGUAGCAUAGCUGAUAUCUCCUAGGAAACCUGUUGUAAGUCACUUCUCUUUGUGGUAUUGAGCUGAAUUAAAAUAUUAUCUAUCAUCUUUAUUGAUAACACCUGUGUUGUAAUAUUUGUAUAUUUGUUGUAAUAAUAUUUAUAACUCCCUCCUGUUACCUUUGAGGAAAAAAAUCUGUAUAAAAAAACUGCCAUAAAAUUAUACGUUAACAUUGUUUUCCACUUUCACUGAGUAAAAUCUUUUUAUCACCUUCA